Molecule: messenger RNA, 1266 nt
Organism: Trichoderma breve
Lineage: Eukaryota; Fungi; Ascomycota; Sordariomycetes; Hypocreales; Hypocreaceae
Exons: 3
Coding region: 1-1266 (421 amino acids)
Source: RefSeq, a predicted model, not a curated record
AUGGCACCCGCCCACGCAGAAACAUCACGCAAGCAAGACGACAAGAGCAAGCUGGAAGAUGAAGUUAGAUUGCGCCAGUUCACCGAAGAAGUUCUGGAUUCACGACAAGAAGAGCUUGAAUUACAGGAAAAGGAGAAUACGGCACUAUCAAAGCAGCUGGAGUCACUACAGCAGGAGUUGAAAGAGGCGCAGGCCCAGCUCGCGCAAGCUCGAAGCCAAUCCAGUAAAAAGGACAAGGCUGCCGAAGAACCCAAACGCCAGACCAGUCGCCCGUCUUCGCUGAGGAAAGAUAUCACGGAAGCUGAAGCUCGGGAAGCCUAUGGAAACCUAUGCGAGAACAUUCAACGCUGGGUUGAGCAUCGCAUUCGGCCUGUUAUAGACGAUCUAGCCAGUGGUCACUACCGCUGUCAGCCAAGCCCAGCUCAGUCAACAAGAUUUGUAUCGCUAAUGAGAGAGCCGGCGACAAGCUGCCUUAAUGUCUGGCAUUCCGAUGAAUAUCAUUUCAGAGCACUCAUAAUGCAAUACCUAUGGCUGGUUUUCUUUGCCAAAUCUUUCUACUGCCCUCUGGAUGAUGGUGACGGUGAGACUGCUGCUGCGUGGAUUGAUGAAUUAGAGAACGCGAUAUCUAAGCUUCCUCGAGAUAUUUCGCAUUGCAGAGAAUGGAGGGCUGAGACGCUCACGGCAUUGACUAGCCAGGCCUCGUUCAAGUCUAGAAGAGCACAAUAUCUCAACCUUAUCACCGAAGACCUUGCCUCUCUUAUAUCAGUUGUUGUGCCAUACCUGACCGCUGCAGAAUUGCAAAGCUCUCUUCGGACAAACAUAAUUGAUCCGGCAGUGGAUCUUGCCCACCGACUUCAGCUUUCACCGAAUAUUUUCACUCUUAGGUGGCCUGCGCGAACCGCAAGAACAAAGUUGGACACUUAUGAGUGUAUCAAUCUUGCUAACGACAGUGCGGUUCUCGGCUCGGGUGAUGCCGGCAAACCGUCCGACGCUCUAAAGAAUGCCUCAUAUCUGUUCGAUGUGGCCCCCGGUCUCUUUGUUGAGACAGUUGGAGGGGCGAAGAAAUCGGCAGCAAAAAUUAUUUGCAGACCCACGGUAUUGGUUUACGGAGGAGAAAAAGAUGGCGAGAUUCCACAAAAGGCUAUGACUCUAACUAGACUCUUAUGGGAUUAUGCGAACGGAUCGAAAGCACGAUCUCACGGUCCAUCGCGAAAUGGAUCACCCAAAAGGUCUUCCAGAAUGCGCCUUGAUGGCGGGUGGAGCUGA